Messenger RNA from Acanthamoeba castellanii str. Neff, 2166 nucleotides. RefSeq lists its product as uncharacterized. The transcript has 22 exons. NCBI's taxonomy places the organism in Eukaryota, Discosea, Longamoebia, Acanthamoebidae. The record is from RefSeq and is a predicted model, not a curated record. Bases 1 to 2166 code for a protein of 721 amino acids.
AUGGCUCGAGCUCAUCGACCUACUCCCCUGCUUCUGCUGUUCAUUGUCCUCCUCGCGUGCGGCAGCGCCACGGUCAACGCUGCGGACGUGAGCGGAACGGUCUGGUGGGACAUUGAUCGCAAUGGCGACGUCACCAACGAACUUUUCGGCACCGGCGUUACCAAUGACGCGUUCUUCCUGUUCGCCGACACCGACGCCAACGGCGUGCACGACGUGGCCUACGAGGAGUGGACCGAGACGGCGCCCGACGGCACCUACACCAUCCGUGGCGUGACGGCCACCAAGAAAGAAAAGCGAGGACGGAGGAGGAGGAGGGAGGGGGAGGGAGGGGGAGGUCUGACCAUUCCGUCUCCCGCGUCCGUACGCAUCACGCUCCUCCCGCCCGUCACGUGCACGGUCACGUAUCCCGCCACCAACUACCACGCCAUCACCAUCGCGGGCAACGUCAACAACAUCGACUUUGGCUUCACCUACGAUAUCACCGUGAGCGGGUACGUGUGGGACGACAACGGCUACGACGGCAUCAACAACCCCGCCUACGAGAAUCCGAUCCCCGGGUGGACCAUCUACAACGACGCCAACCUGAACGGUGCCUUGGACACCGGUGAAGACUCGGGGAUCACCGACAGCAACGGCGAAUACUCCUUCACGACCCCCGCUGGCAUCGUGUCCAUCACGAGCCAGCAGAAUGGUCUCAAGUUCAUCACCUACCCGCCCACGCCCCUCCGCAUCUAUGACUCAGUCACACGCUCCUCCGAUUGGUCGGGGCUCGACUUCGGUCAGGCUGACAUCACCGUCACCAUCUACGGCUACGUCUAUGCCGACUACGCCGGCGAUGGACUCUGGAACGACGUGAUCCUGCCGGACGAACCGAUCACCGGCGUGACGGUGUGGGACGACGCCAACUUCAACCGCCAAUUGGAUACGGGCGAGGCCUUUGGCCUAACCGACAGCACCGGCAACUUCAGCAUGCUCCUGCCCACGCACAGCCUCAACUUCACCGCUCUCGUCUUCCAGCUGCCGUACUCGGAGCGCUUGGUGGUGCCCACGCCUGGACCGAGUCCGCUGACACCGGACUACGUACCCAUCUUGCCCAACGCCAACGCCGCCCACACCUUCACGGCGCCCCUCUACCCCCUCCCGCUCGUGUUCUCCCUCAGGCCCUACACGAUUCUCAACGUGACGUCGGGCCACCAGCUCAUCCGGGACAACUACAACGGGGUGAUCGACGCCGGCGACACCAUCCUCUUCACCUACAACAUCACCAACAUCCGCUUCCUCUUCGCCCUCAACAUCUACAUCACCCUGGUGCCGGACAACAGUCUCCUCCGCGUACUCCGAAGCACCGUCCAGCUGAGCACGGGCGUGCUGACGGUGAAUUACGAUUACCCGAGCGACGAGACCAAGAUCCUGGCCUACAUCACCCGGCUCGAGCCCAACGAGACCAUCACCAUCACAUUCGAGGCCCAGGUGCGCGUAUUCGCGUACGAGUACUCUCGCCUCAUCUCCGGAUGGCUCAACAUCACUGGUCAGCUCUUCGACGACGUGCACUACCGGUUCCCCAACGUGCUCAAUUCGGACCUAUGCCUCACCACCUACACUGCGUUCCCUUACGCCCGCCGCCAAGCUGACGACGCUACUGCUCCUGGUGGUGGCGGCGGCGAUGGCGAUGAGGAGGCCGAGCUGUACGACCAGAACCUGGUGGAGAGGAUUCCCGGCAGCACCAGCCAGUACCCGACCAGCGGACGCGAACUGCUGCGGUUGUUGGAGACCCUUCGGCUGGACCAGACCAAGAACAGCAAACGCCUUAGCGCCGUCCUGCGCAGGUGGUCCUGCCUGACCUUCAACACCACCGACGACGCGGCUGACGAGUUCAAGCUGGUCCUCGACCGCCUGUUCUACUUUGGGCAACUGCCCGCGCCGGGCUUCAGCUGCCCGCAGCCCUCCACCCUCGUAGCCCAACCCUACGUGCAACUCUUUGGCCCCAGCACCCAAACGGGCUACCAGGCCAAGGCCGCUGCUGCCCUCCGGGAGGGUAACUUCAACAUGUCCGGCUACGCCAUCCACUACAUGGACACGUACAUGGACUUCUACCUCCUCUUCAUUCACCUCGAGGACAUCGACUCGCACUACUGCCCCUACGUGGCACCCACUGGCGGUCCCUGA